AGUUAGGCAGAUACUAAAUAUUCUUGACAGAUUAAAAGCAGAUUCCUUGACAUUUUACCACCUGUUUUCUUCCUAGAAAUCUCAUUUUUACAAGCCGCUAUCAAAGACAACACACUUUCUCCUUUCUUUUCAACUUUGGAUCCAAACCAAACCAAAAGAAAAAGGAAAAUGAAGACAUACAGGAAACUCCAUCUUCCUAUCAACCUUAUAUUCACCAUCUUCUUCACCAUUUCUACAGCCCAACAGACGCUGCCAAACUUCUGUGGCAAAACAAGAACUCAAAUGUCUUCUUCUACUCUUAACUCAAUUGAAUCAUCAGUGUUGAAACGCAUGAUCCUCUGUAAAUCACAGAAACCGUACCUUCGAACCUCGAUUGGUCUUUUCCCAGUAUCAUCCAUUAACUUUACCAGUAAACUCGUAACCAUCUCUCAUUCCUCUUGUUCUUCUUCAAAUCACUUUGUGCCUCCUCCAUUUCUAUCAGCUGGUUUUCCCACCCAAAAACCCAACUCAAUGCUUCUCUUCAACUGCUCAAACCAAAGACAUUGGAUUUUACCAUUUGCCAGAAACUGCACUGGCAAGCAUAGCUGUAGAGCUAAUCCUGAAGUUUUGGUAGGAUCCAAUUCCUGCGUGAUUGUUGAUGAUCCAGAGAACCUGGAUAAGGGUUUUGAUCCUAAAGCUCUGAGUUGUUCACACUACAGCAGAGUAUUCAGAAGUUCUUCGGAUGAUGAUGAUGAUGACAGCAGAGAAGAUUUUGAGUUGGGAACAAGGAUUUCCUUCGAGAUUCCAGACCAUAUGCCAGAGAUCUGUAAUGAGUGCAGAAAGACCAAUGGUCAUUGUGGGGCCGCGUUGAGGUGCAUUUGUGACCCAAAAGAGUGUAACGACAAGGUAUUCUCCACGGCUGGAUCCAUAAACCCUUUUGGAAGAGUAAAGACUUAAGCAAGAUAAGGCAGAGUGUGCUCACCUAGCCUUGACCUUCAAGGAAAAAGGGAAGAAGAGGAAAAAGGAUAAGACUGCUGCAGAUACAUCACCUCAAAAGAAACAGCAAAAGAAACUUACCAAACAGGAAGGUACGUGUUGUUUCUUCUGUGGAGCUGAAGGACAUAGGAAGAAGCAAUGCACCAAUUAUCACGCCUGGCGUGCUAAGAAAGGUAUGCUUUUUAAUUUGGUUUGUUCUUAGGUUAAUUUAAUUUCGGUACCUAAACACACUAGGUGGAUAGAUUCUGGUGCAACCACUCACAUCAAUGUGUCUAUGUAGGGUUGCCUGAAUUGCCAAAAGCCAAAUGAUGCUGAAAGAUACAUCUAUGUGGGCGAUGGCAGGACCGUUCAAGUUGUGGCAAUAUGACUAUUUAGAUUAUUGUUAAAAACUAGAUUUUAUUUGGAUCUUGUUGAAACAUUUAUAGUACCAUCUUUUAGAUGGAACUUGAUUUCUAUUUUUGUUUUGGACAAGUCUAGUUAUUGUUAUUCAUUUGGGAAUGAAAAUUUAGUUUGUUUCAUGAUUCAACAUUGGUUGGUUCUGAUUCUUUAUCAGGUUGUGAUAAUCUUUAUAUGAUAGAUACAAUUGUUUCAUUUAAUGAAUCCCUACAUUUAAGUACAUGUGGUACCAAGAGAAAAUUAACCGGGGAGAAUUCAACUAUGUUAUGACACAAGAAAUUAGGUCAUAUCUCCAAACGGUGAAUAGAGAGACUUGUGUCAGAUGAAAUUCUAGACCCCUUAGAUUUCACAGAUUUUAAUAUUUGUGUAAAUUGUAUUAAAGGAAAACAAACCAAUAUGGAACAGAAGAUCGAGUUGUUGCUAAGAGUGAAACAACCUGCUAAAGGGUCAUGUAGGAUGGUGCCUCCAGAGAUAGCAGAGUUGGGGAAACAACUUGAUGAGUUGGAAGUGGGAUGUGUUUGCCCUUCUAAAGUAUCGUUGGGAGCAUUAGUGUUGUUUCAGAGAAAACAUAAAGAGCAUCUACGGAAGGUGUUCAACAAGUUGAGGGGAAACAAUUUGUAUGUGAAGAAAAGGGAGUUUCUCUUUGCUCAGCGGAGCAACAAAUUCUUUGGUCAUGUGGUGAACAAGAUCAUAUUCGGAGGGGUAUGGAGAAGGUAAAGAUGAUUCAAGAAUGGAAGAUCCCCACAACAGUGAAGGAGUUGCUUUCCUUUCUUGGUCUUACUAGCUAUUACAGUAAGUUCGUUAAGGGGUAUUCACGGAGAAUGACUUCAACCUAGAAAGGUAUUAUUGGCCGCACAUGUGAGAUGAUGUGGUUGAUUAUACCAGGACUUGUCUCACUUGCCAACAAGACAAGAGGGAGUGGAGGAAGUAUGGUACGUUCAUAACCGCACCAAAGUACUAUUCGACAAAGGAGAUGACACAAUUGUUCUUUGUGAUUUUUGUAAAACAUUGGGGUGUUCCCCUAAGUUAUUAUUUGUGACCGAGACUUAAUGUUCACUGACAACUUCUUGACAGAAUUUUUCAGGAUAUUUAGGUCACAUCUUAACAUCCCUUCGAGUUCUCACCAACAAACAGACGGAUAGAUGAAGAAAUUCAAAGAGCUACUAGAAGAGUGCUUGAGCCAUUUUGUCAACGACAACCAAAAUUAGGUCAGCAGCUGUUGUUACCUUACACAGUGGGUGAGUCGUACAAACGAAAAGUUCCAAGGUGUACAUCUUCACCAGAGAAUGGAGACCAAAUGUAGAGUUUUCCCAAGCCUAUCUGGAGAAAGCUUCUAAGUAGAUGAAGAAGUGGGCAGAUCAAAGGAGAAGAAUGCAGUUUCAUAUCAACUGUCUCAAGCCGUUCAAUGCUGACACCAAUGAUCUGAGCAGAAGUCAGUCCAACAGAGCAAAGUUGAAGAUAGUGCAACCUAACGAAUGUGAAGUUGAAGAGAUCCUUGUAGACAGAAAGUUCACAUCCUCAAGGAAGAAGCGGCAGAAGUUCCUAGUGAAGUGGAAAUGCGUUGAUGACAAAGAAAUCAGCUAGAUUUCUACACAAGAUAUUCAACCGUUCGUGAACAAACUUGAAGUGUACCUACCGCUAAAAGUCUACGGGACGUCAACCGCAUAAGCGGGGGAGUGUCACGAGCUAAGCUUGUUCAGGGAAUUAUGCUUGUCUGUGACCACUUGUCUCGUGGGAUGGGUUUCCAUAAUGUAAAUACUAAUGUACAAUUAUUUUCUACUAGUGUCAGGAUGAUAAUUAUAUAAAAACCUCUUUAAGGUAGGGUGAGUGUUCAUCAGUCAUUGUAAAACUCACUAACUAUUGUCAACGUGUUUAGCCUACUUGCCUACCUCGCUAAACACACAUUUUCAACGGAUGUUUUGUUAAUGAAUUGCGUAGUUUCAAUGUUU
Malania oleifera is the source of this 3320-nucleotide messenger RNA. RefSeq lists its product as uncharacterized. NCBI's taxonomy places the organism in Eukaryota, Viridiplantae, Streptophyta, Magnoliopsida, Santalales, Ximeniaceae. The record is from RefSeq and is a predicted model, not a curated record. The coding region runs from base 169 to 936 and encodes 255 amino acids. The transcript has 4 exons.